AUGAGUCGUGAUAUUGAUGAGAAUAGUGCUAGGGCGUACUCUGUUACAAGGCGAAGGCAACUAAAUGUGAUCAGAAUAGGCCAGCUCUAUAUUGGGUCUAUGAAAGGAAAUGGAAGAGAGUUGGCGGAGUUGAUGAGGAUAAAAAGAGUGGAUAUUUUGUGUGUGCAGGAAUCUCGAUGGAAGAGUAAGAAAGCCAAAGAACUGUGGGAUGGCUACAAGCUAAUCUAUAGUGGAGCAAAUGAGCAGGGUAGGAAUGUCAUUGGUGUAGUGUUGUCGGGGGAAAUGAAGAAUGCAGUGGCGGAAGUGAGUAGAAAGAAUGUCUGCAUUAUGAGGGUGAAGAUAUGUUAUGGAGGGGAAACAAUGAACAUCAUUAGUGCUUAUGCUCCACAAGUGGGCUGCACAGAGGAAGAAAAGAACCGUUUUUGGAACGAAAUGAGUGAGGUAACACAAGAACUGGAAGAGCAGGAGAGGAUUGUAGUGGGGGCAGAUUUUAACGGACAUUUCGGAAAUGAAAAGGAUGUAAUUGAACGUGUGCAUGGAGGGCAUGGGAUCGGGGAGAGAAACCCAGAAGGAAAGAGUUUAGUAGACUUUGCUGUGUCCUUUGAUAUGUUGCUUGCCACAGACUCUUGUGUACUCAUCAUAGAUUAUAAACAAUGGAAACCUAUGGGGAGCCACAUCCUCGGCACACACCGAUGCUACUCUGUGGUGUCACAGUAUGGCUCGUGUAAUCCUGGCCUAAGAGACGAUAAAUCGGACAAGUUCAUAGUAAACACUGGAGCAUCCAGAUCUUUCAUCCCAUCCAGCCUGAAUGAACAACUCAACCCUACUUCCCACGCUAACCUCCACGUAUCAACUGCCAGUGGAGUACCACUGACAAUGUACGGAAGGCUGGAGAUGUGA
This is a messenger RNA of Macrobrachium nipponense, 900 nucleotides long. RefSeq lists its product as uncharacterized. Gene Ontology annotation, biological process: chromatin remodeling. Lineage: Eukaryota; Metazoa; Arthropoda; Malacostraca; Decapoda; Palaemonidae. The coding region runs from base 1 to 900 and encodes 299 amino acids. Gene Ontology annotation, cellular component: nucleus. The transcript is spliced from 2 exons. The record is from RefSeq and is a predicted model, not a curated record.